AUGCCAUCGAGCAAGAGCACACCAACGUUGAAGGCAUUGAAGGCUCAACUGAAGGACAUCCAGUCUUCCCUCUGCGAUAUAUCUCGCUUCGUGGAACAGUUCAAGGAGGAAACAUCUACCACGCAGAUAACAUUACGUUUAGAUAGGGUAGACAGGUUGUGGGAGAAGUAUUCGGAAACUUUAGUGCUAGUUAGGGGUCAUGCACAGUUUGAGGAUGAAGACGAUGUAUACGAUAAGGAGAGACAGGUAAUCAGCGAUCGUUAUUACGAAGUGAAGGCGUUUCUUCUUGAUAAAGCACGGGAGCGUCAACCGCCACGGGAACAGGAUCAAUCCAUUCGCGACACUUCUGCAUUCGGAGGAUUAGACCAUGUUAGGCUUCCCCAAAUUAAAUUACAAACAUUCAAUGGAGCCGUGGACGAUUGGUUAAGCUUCAGGGAUCUGUUUACAUCUCUCAUCCACACCAAGGCGGAACUUCCUGAGGUAGAAAAGUUCCACUACCUAAAGGGUUGUUUGCUAGGGGAACCCAAAAACCUGAUCGAUCCGUUACCCCUCACCGAGGCAAAUUAUCAAGUUGCUUGGAAUUUGCUCUUGAAAAGAUACGAUAACUGUAAGGUGCUCAAGAAGCGGCAGAUCCAGUCUCUGUUCAAACUGCCAGCUCUUCAAAGGGAAUCCGUGACUGAACUGCAUGGCCUUCUUGAAGGAUUCGAAAGGAUAGUUCAAACUCUGGAUCAAGUAGUUCAAUCUCGUGACUAUAAGGAUCUUCUUCUCGUCAACUUCCUCACAACAAGGUUGGAUCCAGUAACGCGAAGGAGUUGGGAAGAACAGUCGGCCUCUAAGGAUCAGGAUUCAGUGAAGGACCUCACAGAUUUCCUACACAGACGGGUAAGGAUACUGGAAUCCAUGCCGUCGAAGCCAACGGAUAAAAACCCUUCUCAAGUUCAAGCACCCACAAAACCGAAGGCUGCAUCGGUGAAAUCUAGCUAUAGCACGGUACAGAGCUCAGCCGGACGCUGUGUGCUCUGUAAGGAUAGCCACCUGUUGUAUCAGUGUACUGGAUUUCAAAGAUUAACUGUUAUGGAACGGGAUACAGUUUUGAAGGCUAAUGGUUUGUGCCGUAACUGCUUCAAGCUUGGCCAUCAGGCAAGGGAUUGCCAGUCAAGGUACUCUUGCCGAAAAUGUAAGGGAAGGCAUCACACCCUAGUAUGCUUCAGGUCGGAUCAGGAUGGUAAGGUUAUACCACCUACCAAGGUCAACAAUACCAACCCAAAGGAAACCCAAGGAUCAUCAAACGGCGCAAGUACCUCUCAAAUGGCUAACCUGGCAGCCACCGACACUGUGGUGUCUAACGUUGCUCAACAAAUCUCAUCACAAGUCCUGUUAGCGACGGCGAUCAUUCUACUGGAGGAUGAUGAAGGAAAUCGGUUCCCAGCAAGAGCUCUCCUAGACUCAGGGUCAGAGAGCAAUUUUAUUACCCAAUCGCUCAGCCAACGCAUGCGUGUACAACGGAACAACGUGGAUGUAUCAGUUCUUGGUAUUGGUCAAUCUGCUUCAAGGGUCAAGCAUUGCAUCUUGGCGACGGUGUUGUCCAGGAAUACUGAAUUCUCUCGGCAAAUGGAGUUUUUGGUCCUGCCUAAGGUCACUGUCAACCUACCAACAACGACAGUGAAUACGGAAGGGUGGUCUAUUCCAAGCGGAUUUGUGUUGGCGGAUCCUUCAUUCUUUCAACCCAACACGGUGGAUGUAGUUCUAGGAAUCGAAUGCUUCUUUGAUUUGUUUCACACGGGUCGCAGAGUUUCGUUAGGAGAGCGUUUGCCAACAAUCAGCGAAACUGUGUUCGGUUGGGUGAUUGGCGGAGGAAUUUCUAAUUCGCAACAUUCUCUACGGGUGAACUGUAAUGUCUCGUCUUCGAACAACUUAGAGGACCUUAUCGAAAGGUUUUGGAAGUGUGAGGAGUUGGAAUCUUCAAAGGCGUAUUCGAAAGAGGAAAGGAAAUGUGAAGAUCUGUUUCGGAACACGGUUCAACGUUCAGAGGAAGGUCGUUAUACAGUAGCACUACCGAAGAACGACGAAAUGAUUGCUCGGAUUGGCGAGUCGAGGAACAUAGCAUUACGGCGGUUGCUCGCUACGGAACGUAGACUCGCAAGGGAUACCAGCCUAGCCAAACAAUAUUCCAGUUUUAUGGAGGAAUACCUUUUGUUGAGUCAUAUGGAGAAGGUUACAAACGAAGAUUCUACAAGCCGGUGUUAUCUUCCCCACCAUCCUGUCGUAAAGGAGGCGAGCACAACGACAAAGGUCCGGGUGGUAUUUGAUGCCUCUUGCAAGACGUCCACCGGGAUUUCUCUCAACGAUUGUUUGCUGUGUGGCCCUACUACUCAAGAGGAUCUUCGUUCGAUAAUCCUGCGGUGUCGCAUGAAGCAAAUAAUGAUGGUGGCUGACGUCGAAAAGAUGUUUCGGCAAAUUCUCCUACGCCAAGAGGAUCGACCUUUACAAUGCAUCUUGUGGCGGUCGUCAUCAACAGAGGAUGUUAGUGCCUACGAACUAUGUACUGUUACAUAUGGGACCAAAUCAGCGCCGUUCUUGGCAACCAGGACACUAAAUCAAUUGGCUUUAGAUGAAGAACAUCGCUUCCCACUAGCAGCGAAGGCAAUCCACGAGGACACUUACGUCGAUGAUUGUGGUACGCUUGCUUUCAUGCACUUCGGUGGUCGCAUGGAAAGAUGA
This is a messenger RNA of Aedes albopictus (Asian tiger mosquito), 2721 nucleotides long. RefSeq lists its product as uncharacterized. The transcript has a single exon. The record is from RefSeq and is a predicted model, not a curated record. The coding region runs from base 1 to 2721 and encodes 906 amino acids. Lineage: Eukaryota; Metazoa; Arthropoda; Insecta; Diptera; Culicidae. Gene Ontology annotation, molecular function: zinc ion binding; nucleic acid binding.